AGUAGACCAAUACGACGACCCGUCACCCACCGCCGGAGCCGCCUACCCCGACCAAACUGCGUACUACGACCCGGGCCCGCAGCCUCAUCAGCAGGAUCAACAACAACAACAACAACAACGAGCACGCCCCGCACGCCAAAGCGCCCAAAUCGACUCACAGUAUCUCCCCGACGCUCGCCAGUCUGGCUACUACCGCGAAUCCCAAUACGAUCCGGAUGACCAGCCACUGUCGCAGCAGCUCCCACCCUUGCCACCCGUCGACAACGGCGGCUUCGAUACGCCCCCUGAGCCAAAUGACGAUUUCUACCAGCCGCCUCUGAACGCUAAUGGCGGUGGCGGACGGUACUCUACGUAUACGAUGGGCGGAGGAGUCCCUCCACGGUCGAUAGCCACCCAAUCCAUGCGUGCUCCAUCCCCACCUCCCGCCCCCGUCCUCGAUCACUCCCAUCUCCGACCAGGCAACCAAGCCGCUCUCCUUUCGCACGAACGCACCCUCGAGCUCUACCGCGCCAAUGCUAAAAAGACGCAGGACCCGGACUUGCAGUUCGAGUUCGCCGUCUUCAUGAUCGACGCCUCGAAGACGAUGCCGAUGCCGGAGCCCACAGCGGGGAACGUGAUGCAGGUCGAGAAGGCGGAGCAGAAACGGGAAGACCUGAUUCGUGAGGCGACGUCCCUUCUCAAACGGAACGCGGACAGGGGACACAUGCCCUCGCAGUACUUCCUCGCCGACUGCUACGCCAACGGGAUAGGGACGCAUAAGAACAAGCAGGACUUCGACCGUGCCUUCCCGCUCUUCAUCCUCGCCGCGAAGCACGGCCACCCAGAUGCUUCCUAUCGCGCCGGGACGUGCUGCGAGAACGGCUGGGGAUGUCGGCGCGAGUCCGCGAAGGCCGUGCAGUUCUACCGAAAAGCGGCGGCGUCGCUCCAUCCGGGCGCGAUGUAUCGUCUCGGGAUCGCAGAGCUGAACGGAGAGCUCGGACUCUCGAAGCAUCCGAAGGAGGGCGUGAAGUGGUUGAAGAGGAGCGCGGAGCAUGCGACGGCGGAGUUCCCGCAUGCGCUGCAUGAGCUGGCGUUGUUGCACGAACGGGGGAUCGACAAUGUCGUGUUUAUGGAUCAUGAGUAUGCGGCGGAGUUGUUGGCGCAGGCGGCGGAGCUGGGGUAUGCGCCGAGUGCGUAUAGGUUGGGAGAGUGUUAUGAGUAUGGGAAGAUGGGCUGUCCGCAGGAUCCGGCGUUGUCGAUUCAUUAUUACAAUAUCGCGGCACAACAAAACCAUCGAGACGCCUGCUUCGCGCUGACAGCAUGGUACCUCGUCGGCUCGCCCGGCGUCCUCCCCCAGUCAGACACCGAGGCGUAUCUUUGGGCUCGCAAGGCGGCUGAAGCGGGGCUCGCGAAGGCGAUGUACGCGGUUGGGUACUUUUUGGAGGUCGGGAUCGGGACGCCGGCGGAUAUGCAGCAGUCACUAGCAUGGUACAAACGCGCCUCGGAACUAGGCGACAAACGCGCGGCGCAACGCCUCAAGGGCUCGUCGAACACGCCACAAUUGCACCCAGGAGGACCAGGGUCGGUGCUGAAUAGGAGUGAGGGAGGAGAGGCGGGGAGUGUGGAGGGAGGGGGCAAGGGGGGGAAGGAUAAGGAGUGUGUUAUUAUGUAGGGUGGGGGUUGGUUUUGAUGGGAGGAGAGGGUGGAUGGGAUGUGGAAAGGACAGGAAUUGGGGUGGCGGGGUGUAAGGAGACGGGAUAUGUGGCCGGUAGGAUGGAAGCGAAUAGUGGUCGAUAUCCGCUCCUCGUUCGCUCCUUGGAGUGCUGUGCCGAGCAUGCCACGACGUCGUCCAUGCCGCACCCGUCCACACCCGUCCACGCACGUCCGUUCGUCCGUUUAUCCGCACUCUCGGUCGUACCCUUCCCUCCGUCUCGUUCUGCGUUCCCGUCAUGUCCGAAGUUCAUCGUUCGACUCCUCCUCUACUCUAUUCCUACCCUCGGACUCAACUUCUCACGCCAUACCAUGCCAUGCUAAUGCCGCCCAAUCGCUCUGACCCGACCCGACAUACCUACCUAUUUUACUCGCAGUCCUUUUUGCUUUAUUAUCACCACACCUCACCGAACUUUAUACGUCCUCCCUGCCUCCGCUUGCACGACUAUUGCCACAGACCAGACCAUCUACCACGCAACGCACACCUCACACCUCAUUGCAAUUCACUCUUCACUCCAUCAUUCAUCUCCAUCUGCACGGACCACGGACCUUUGACCUUUCAACCUACCUAUGGACCUAGCUCUGUCUCGCUCCACCGUUUCUUUCGCCUUCAACUUCAGUUUACAGUAUAUAUGGCAGUGGUCGCGGUCUCGCUCUUUGUUUGCAUUUUUUUUUCAGAUACGUACGUACCGCCGAUGACGAACAGUUCCAUUUCCGUUCUCCGUUUCCGCUCCCUGUGCACCCUUUUUCUGUCCUGAGUUUCGUUUAAGUAGUGUGUGUGGUAUGGAUGCUAAUUCUUCGUGAUAGAGCUCUUUCUUUCCUUCAUUUCUGUUUCUGUUUUCUGAACUUGCCAGUCUCCUCUCGUCAUUUGAAUACGUUCGAGAGAUAUGAAUAUGUAUGUACGAAAUAAACCUAAACCUAAUGCUCUC
This is a messenger RNA of Stereum hirsutum FP-91666 SS1, 2618 nucleotides long. RefSeq names its product HCP-like protein. The record is from RefSeq and is a predicted model, not a curated record. The transcript is spliced from 3 exons. The coding region runs from base 359 to 1651 and encodes 430 amino acids. Lineage: Eukaryota; Fungi; Basidiomycota; Agaricomycetes; Russulales; Stereaceae. Gene Ontology annotation, molecular function: protein binding.